CAAUGUUCAUGUUGGCAUUACCGCAGAAAAUUUAAAGGACUAUGUUGGACCUCCACUGUGGCAUUCAGAUCGUUUAUAUGAUAAAACUCCUCCUGGAGUCGUUAUGGGAUUGGCUUGGACGAGCAUGGGUGGUUCUGCGUUGUACGUCGAAUCUACUCUUGAUUCAAUUCUUUCUACAACUUCAAAACCAUCUCUCUCUAAAACUGGUCAAUUGGGUGAUGUAAUGAAGGAAUCCACUACUAUUGCUUAUACAUUUGCUAAAAGUUUAAUGGCACGACUAUAUCCGGAAAAUAAAUUUUUUGAAAGGGCUUCAAUUCACCUUCACGCACCUGAAGGUGCAACUCCAAAGGAUGGUCCUUCUGCUGGUAUUACCAUGACAACAUCACUCCUUUCGCUUGCCUUAUCUAAACCAUUAGAUCCAACUAUAGCAAUGACUGGUGAACUCACGCUUACUGGUAAAGUUUUAAGAGUUGGUGGAAUUCGGGAAAAAACGGUAGCUGCUAAGAGAUCUGGUGUGUCUACCAUAAUAUUUCCAAAAGCUAAUACUAACGAUUGGGAAGAGUUACCUGAGAAUAUUAAGGAGGGCCUUACAGGUGUUCCUGUUGCUGAUUAUUACGAAGUCUUUAAUUUUGUUUUUGGCCCUAUUAGUAAAGAGCAAGCAAAACAGACUUGGGAGUCGAUUGCAUCACAAUCGGUUGAAUCUAAAGAUAAAAAAGAAGUGACAGAAACCACAGAACAAUCGUAA
Messenger RNA from Dentiscutata erythropus, 745 nucleotides. Lineage: Eukaryota; Fungi; Glomeromycota; Glomeromycetes; Diversisporales; Gigasporaceae. The record is from the annotation of a GenBank genome assembly.